Molecule: messenger RNA, 2342 nt
Organism: Boleophthalmus pectinirostris (great blue-spotted mudskipper)
Lineage: Eukaryota; Metazoa; Chordata; Actinopteri; Gobiiformes; Gobiidae
Gene: ercc8
Product: excision repair cross-complementation group 8
Biological process (GO): transcription-coupled nucleotide-excision repair; protein polyubiquitination; proteasome-mediated ubiquitin-dependent protein catabolic process
Cellular component (GO): nucleotide-excision repair complex; Cul4A-RING E3 ubiquitin ligase complex
Molecular function (GO): protein binding
Source: RefSeq, a predicted model, not a curated record
CAUGGCGUCUUUUGUGUUGUUUGGAAGUUCAUGCUAGUAGUUCAGACCAAAAUUAUGACUAAAAUUGCUGAAAUAUCGUAGAAAUUAUUUAAAUAAGUAAUCGAACGUAUUAUGUCUUGCCAUAUUACACGUGUAUGCGCUUUGUGUCUUUGAUUAAAUAUUUUAUUGUCAACAAAAUGGACGAGUUAUGGUCGAUGCUAGCUCAUUUUAACUUAAAGUAGCUAAAUAAAUGAACUACAAAAGGACUACUGUUAUUAAAAAGCAACAAUGCUGGGGUUUCUAUCAUCACGGCAGGCUGGGCUGGAUGAUCCUCUGAGACUGAGACGAGCAGAAUCAACUAGAAGGGUUCUGAGUCUGCAGUUGAAUCCUGACAGAGAUGUAGACAGAAUUCAUGGAAAUGGCGUCAAUACCAUUGACAUUGAUGUGGUAGAAGGCCGAUACAUGUUGUCCGGAGGUGCUGAUGGUGUGAUUGUCGUCUACGACCUAGAAAACUUCACUGGAAAAACACAGUACACCUGCAAAGCUGUCUGUACAGUGGGAAGGUCAAAUCCCCAUGUGCACAAGUUCAGCGUGGAGACUGUGCAGUGGUAUCCGUACGACACAGGGAUGUUUGUCUCCAGCUCAUUCGACAAAACCAUGAAGAUCUGGGAUACAGAGACACUUAAGCCUGCCGAAGUCUUCGAGUUUGAGACAAACGUGUACAGCCACCACCUGUCUCCCAUUGCACGAAAGCACAGCCUCAUCGCAGUGGGCUCCAAGAACCCAAAGAUCCAGCUGUGCGAUAUGAAAUCUGGGUCAAAGAUACAUGUUCUUCAAGGGCACAGAGCUGAAGUUUUGUCUGUGAGGUGGUCGCCCAGAUACGAGUACAUACUGGCCAGUGCUAGUGCGGACAGUAAAGUGAAGGUGUGGGACGUGCGGCGGGCGACGGGCAGUUUGUUUACGUUGGACCAGCACAACGGAGACAAGUCCAAAGCCGCCUCAGAAGCAGCAAACACAGCCCAUAAUGGAGUGAACGGUCUGUGCUUCACUGGAGACGGUCUGUACCUGCUCACCACUGGGACGGACGACCGAAUGAGACUCUGGAACAGCGCUUCAGGGGAGAACACGCUGGUAAAUUAUGGGAAAGUUUGCAAUGAAAGUCGGAAGCGGCUCCAGUUCUGCGUGUCCCGAGGCUGCAGCCCUGAGUUUGUGUUCGUGCCGUGUGGGAGCUCUGUGGCCGUGUACGCGCUUCACACGGGGGAGCUGGUCACUAUGCUCAGAGGACACUACAACAAUGUGGACUGCUGCGAGUUUCACCCAGACUAUCAGGAGUUGUACAGCGGAGGUAAAGACUGUAACAUUCUGGCCUGGGUUCCUGUUCUGCGGCCCCCAGAUGAGGAAGAAGAGGCCGAAAGUGCAAAAAAGAAUCCUGCUGGAGCGACAUCCUUGAAUCCUGCUUUUCAGGACGCAUGGAGCAGUGAUGAAGACUGAUUGCUGAAGACUGGUUUUGUCCUUAAAUAGACUCGGUUUGGUCCUGGUCUAGUCCCUUUGAAAUAUGAACGCAGCGUGAUUCACUAAAGACUGUCAAGAGGAAACACAAAGGGACGUCGUCAGAGAUCAUGGUUGAUUUAAAGCGGGUGAUGCUUUAACCGCCUUAUGUAAAUAUUUUUUUGUUUUGUUUUUAUGUACAUUUGAUCAUGAAUUUUUUCUGCUCGUUUUAUUUGAAGUAAACUUUGAAAUUUGCACAGAAAGUGUUGUAUUGAGUCUUGAGUGCACUAUGUGACUUUUCUCCUGGAUUCUGCAUGCUGCCUUAUUCUCCAUGGAGCUGUUAUCACUUUGCCUGUUGCUUUCAUUCAGUGCAGGUGAUUUAUUUUGCCCAAAACACCUUUAAAAACAUAAAUUCUUACUUUGAAAGGGGCGUCACUUUUUUUUUUAGAUAGGUAGAGAUUGGUUUCAUAGUGCACUUUAACUUUAUUUAUCCUGAGGGAAUAUGAUUUAACACAUUACUGGUAACAAAGCGCAAACAGAAAACAAAUUAAAUAUCAAUUAAAACAGAAAUAAACUUAAAGCUAAACUGAGAGGAGGUGUGUUUCAGCGGUGGGAGAGAGUAACUAUGCUUAAUGUCCACAUGGGAGGCUCUGUGACAGUCCCAGGACAAUUUGCAUUUGUUUUCAAGCUGACAGCGUCUGUGAAACCAGCAGCAAAUGACAGUGAAACCCCGGUUAGGAAACACACACAUUUGCACACUUGUAUUAGAAUAUAUGUUAAAUUAUGACAGGGAUUUUGAUGUUAUAUUUUUGUACUGCCAUUUCUGUAUUCAUGUUCUUUUUGAGAAAGCACAAUAAUAAAUAGUUUGACCUAGA